Molecule: messenger RNA, 4768 nt
Organism: Tachyglossus aculeatus (Australian echidna)
Lineage: Eukaryota; Metazoa; Chordata; Mammalia; Monotremata; Tachyglossidae
Gene: RNF130
Product: ring finger protein 130
Exons: 8
Coding region: 1647-2921 (424 amino acids)
Source: RefSeq, a predicted model, not a curated record
GUCCGCCCGCCUGUCCGCCCGUGUCCGUGGGGCCGGCCCCCGCGCCCAACUUGCCCUCCCGCGGGGCAUGGAGCGGGCCCGGACCCUCCUCAGCCUCCGCCGGGAGCCGCGAGGGAAAAGGAGGAGGAGGAGGAGGAGGGGGGGGCUCCUCCCCCGGGCGGCCCGCCGCUGAGGGCACGGCCACGGCCACGGCCACGGCGACGACGACGAGGAGAAGGCGGAGGAGGAGGAGGAGGACGAGCCUCGAUCGGCCUGCAUGGCCCUGCCGCCGCUGGGGCCCCGCCUUGGCAGCCCCCUCCUCACCUGAGCCGAGGGGCGGGGGACUGGCCUCCUCCCACCGACCAGCGGGACCAAGGCAAUCCUGCUGCCCGCGGGGCUCGGAUGUCCUUAGACCCCGGGGUCCGCAGGUCCUGCCGCCCAGUCAGUCAGUCAGUCAGUCGUAUUUAUUGAGCGCUUACUGUGUGCACAGCACUGGACUAAGCGCUUGGGAAGUACUGGGGGUCCGCAGGCCCUGCUGCCCUUAAGCCCGGGGGUCCUCAGGUCCUCCUGCCCAGAGGCCUGGGGAUCCGCGGGUCCUUCUGCCCAAAGGGCCCGGGGGUCCGCAGGUCCUGCUGCCCAGAGGCCCGGGGGUCCUUAGGAGGACCUUCUGUUCAGAGGCCUUGGGGGUCCGCAGGUCCUGCUGCCCGGAGGCCUGGGGGUCCUUAGGAGGACCUUCUGCCCGGAGGACUUGGGGGUCCGCAGGUCCUUCUGCCCAGAGGCCUGGGGGUCCUAAGGAGGACCUUCUGCCCAGAGGACUUGGGGGUCCUUAGGUCCUGCUGCCCAGAGGCCUGGGGAUCCUUAGGAGGACCUUCUGCCCAGAGGACUUGGGGGUCCGCAGGUCCUGCUGCCCAGGGGCCUGGGGGUCCUUAGGAGGACCUUCUGUUCAGAGGCCUUGGGGGUCCGCAGGUCCUGCUGCCCAGAGGGCCCGGGGAUCCUUAGGUCCUGCUGCCCAGAGGGCCCGGGGGUCCUUAGAGUCUUCUGCCCAGAGGCCUGGGACCCAUAGGAAGCCCUUCUGUCCAGGGGCCCGGGGGUCCUUAGGUCCUUCUGCCCAGAGGCCCGGGGGUCCUUAGGUCCUUCUGCCCAGAGGCCCGGGGGUCCUUAGGUCCUUCUGCCCAGAGGCCCGGGGGUCCUUAGGUCCUUCUGCCCAGAGGCCCGGGGGUCCUUAGGGCCUUCUGCCCAGAGGCCCGGGGGUCCUUAGGGCCUUCUGCCCAGAGGCCCGGGGGUCCUUAGGGCCUUCUGCCCAGAGGCCCGGGGGUCCUUAGGGCCUUCUGCCCAGAGGCCCGGGGGUCCUUAGGGCCUUCUGCCCAGAAGCCGGGGGUGACCUUAGGGCCUUCUGCCCGGAGACCCCUGGGGUCAUUAGGUCCUGCUGCCCAGAGGCCCGGGGGUCCUUAGAUCCCGCUGCCCAGAGGCCCGGGGGUCCUUAGAUCCCGCUGCCCAGAGGCCCGGGGGUCCUUAGAUCCCGCUGCCCCGAGGCCCGGGGGUCCUUAGAUCCCGCUGCCCCGAGGCCCGGGGGUCCUUAGGUCCCGCUGCCCAGAGGCCCGGGGGUCUUUAGGAGGACCCGGGGGUCCUUAGGCUAGGCGGCAAAGCCGUCGGGGGGCGGGUGGAAGAUGGUGAGCCCUCGGACUUGUCCGCGGUGGGGCCGGCGGGCCCCCCGGCUGGGCGCCCUGGCCGUCUGGAACUGUUGCCUGUUGCUGGCCGGGGCGGACAACGUCAGCCAGGAGUAUUUCACCGCCCUCAUCAACGUGACCGUGCAGGACUCCGGCCGGGCGGCCCCCGUCCUGCUCCGGAUCGACCGCGGCCGCUACGGGCUGGACUCCCCCAAGGUGGAAGUCAAAGGGCUGGUCCUGGCACCCGUGCCCCUCCACGGAGUCGCAGAUCACUUGGGCUGUGAUCCUCAAACACGUUUCCACGUCCCGCCUAAUGUCAGACAGUGGAUUGCUUUGCUGCAACGAGGAAACUGUACGUUUCGAGAGAAAAUAUUACGGGCGGCAUCCCACAAUGCAACUGCUGUAGUCAUCUAUAACAAUAUAUCCAAUGGAGAGCCUGUCACUAUGACUCACCCAGGAACCGGAGAGAUUGUGGCCGUUAUGAUUACAGAGUCGAAGGGGAAGGAGAUUUUGACUUAUCUGGAGAAGAACAUCUCCGUGCGCAUGACAAUAGCCGUCGGAACUCGUAUUCCACCGAAGAACUUCAGCCGUGGCUCUCUCGUCUUCGUGUCAAUAUCCUUUAUUGUCUUAAUGAUCAUCUCUUCGGCCUGGUUGAUAUUUUACUUCAUACAGAAGAUUCGGUACACGAACGCACGUGACAGGAACCAGCGCCGUCUUGGAGAUGCCGCCAAGAAAGCUAUCAGCAAAUUGACCACCAGAACAGUAAAGAAGGGUGAUAAGGAAACAGACCCCGACUUUGAUCAUUGUGCUGUCUGCAUAGAGAGUUACAAGCAGAAUGAUGUUGUCCGCAUCCUGCCCUGCAAGCACGUUUUCCACAAAUCCUGCGUAGAUCCUUGGCUUAGUGAACACUGCACUUGUCCUAUGUGCAAGCUUAACAUUUUGAAGGCCCUUGGAAUUGUGCCGAAUGUGCCGUGUACCGAUAACGUAGCCUUCGACAUGGAAAGGUUCACCAGAAGCCAGCCAGCGAAUCGAAGAUCGGCCCUGGGCGACCUUGCUAACGACAGCUCCCUUGGCCUCGAGCCACUGCGCACUUCGGGAAUGUCUCAGCUUCCACAGGAUGGGGAACUCACACCCAGGACAGGAGAAAUCAACAUUGCAGUAACAAGUGGCCACUUCUUCCACCGCAACUCCCUGUCUCCUCGGAGCCUGGUGUACGAGAGCGAAUUCUCCACUAUUGAACCUUCCUUGGACAUGUACGACGAGAACAAAACCUGAUGGAGAAACGGCCGUUUGGGGCUCCCUUUUUCUUUGGGUUGGUUUAUUACAAUUGUUCUUACUUGAUAUUCUUCUGUCGGUGUCUUGUUUUGGAGAAAGACCUGCAUUUCUGGAGCUCAGACUGGGUUCGGUUUCGGGGUGACAAACCCGGAGCUGGUCUUUUGACUUUCCUGCAUUCAUGAUUACCGUAGAAAGAGUACAACCACAAAAGUCACCCCCCCGCAACCCUCCACCCAGCCCUUUCCCCAAAGGUUGAAAAGUUUUGAAAAGUGCAGUGAGCUGUGAAACCCCAGCUGCAUCUAUACUGAAGCGGCUUGGCCCCGGCCCCGAUUGUUCAUUUUCUAUUGCAAAUGUGUCUCUUGAAUAGGCAUAAGCUGUUCGGUUUGCGGGGCUUUUUUUAUUAUUGUAAUCCUCGUGAUAAUGAGUUAUAUUGUGUGCUGAGUCUGCCAGGUUAACUUUCUUGCCGGCAAAGGAGAUCACAAGCUGCUACUACUAAAUGUGUUCAGUUUAAUUCUUGGUUCUCUCCUUUUUCUUAUUGUGAAAAGCCUCUUUGUAAAGGACCUGUGGGAAUGCAUAGCCUUUAGUACCUGCCGCCCGAUUUUGGCCAGCUGGGUUGAUGACUGCCCGACUCGAGAGCCUCGGAUGGUGGUGAGGUCUUUAUUCAGUCGCCCGUGUUUUCCUUUUUGGUUGUUCACCGUUGAGGGUGAAAUAGGUUGAAGACCGCUUUCGCAAGCGCCGUAACUGCUUACCGUCUUUCCAGCUCACCUACGGGCCGACUCUUCAGCUAAAGAUAUGCUGUCAAGUUGUUCGGGUUUCUCCGUUUGUUGCAGGAUCUUGUGGGAAAUACCCCAGAGUGGUCUAACUCGAAAUCCUUCUUAAUUUUUCGCCGAGCAGUUAAAACCACCCUCACGGGCUCAGGUUCCAGUACGCAUCAUACCCUGGGCUGACUCUGUUCAGCAAUAAUCCCCUCCUGUCAUCCUUCACAGUGGGAGACGAAGAAAGCAGAAAGUCCAAGAGUAUGGAGAGCCAAGCCGAUGCACCUGCAAGUCGUGAGCGAGGGGUUUCGGCCGGGGCGGGGGAAACGAGAGAAUCCGGUGAGUUUCUGUCAAGUCCACAGCGACGAAAGGGGAAGAGAAAAUAAAAAUGCCCCCUGCAAGCUUCCAAGAAGGCAGUACCGCUCACUGAAGCAAAAAAUAUAUGUGUAUAAACAAGUAUCUGAGUGUCCUUGAAAGCAAAUCUAUAGAACAUGUCUAUGCACUUUCGCUAAUGAAUAUUGAAUUGUUUAAUUUGCUUCUCCAUUUGGAUCGGGUGUAUUGUUUAGAGUGGUAAAUAUGGUUGUGACUUCGUCGUGUGAAUGAAAACUGAAGUUUACAUACACCUUGAUUUAUUGUUACCGGUAAACCAAAGAGAGAAUGAAUCAUCUCUCCUGGUAUCUUCGUUCAUUCUAUUCAGCCUAAACUGCAGAUGAACACUUGCCAUUUUUCCUUCUGCCGCCAACUUCGUUAGCAUGUGUUUAGUGUGGUGCAGCUCUGACUGAAACACAAAUGAUAACAACAAAAACUCUAAGCUGAGGAAGUUGCAUCUAUAUCCGAGCAAACUUUGAACCCAUUCUACUACUAGGAACCAGGAGCAUUGUUGAAUUUUGCGUAAUUCUAGGGGAGAGUACUGCAACCUUUUAAGGAAUUGCCAACGUUUUGGUCUUUUUUAUCAUUUUCAGUGGUGUUUAUUAAGCCCUUACUCUGUGCUGAGCAUUGUACGGAGCGUUGGGUAUAUGCAAGGUGAACAGGUGGACACAGUUCCUGUCCCACGUGGGGCUUUCAGUCGAAGUAGGACAGAGUAGGAUUGAA